AUGCGCCGAGCCGCUCCCAACAAGUCCAAGAACCGAUCACUCGACAUACCUCCACCAGUCGCGAAUUCGACACCAGCGAUCGCUGAUUCGUCUGUGAAUGUUGUCGAGGCUCUCCGGUGGGAUGAGGCCUUCCAGACUGAUCAGCACCAAUUUGUCAAUACCGUAGCUAUUGACGACGACGCCCACGACAUCGAGACAUAUUCACAGCCUCACGGCAACCAGUCUCAGUAUAAUCACAUCACCUACUACACUCCCGAUCAGUCCUAUGCCGUUCAGGAACCCGUGAUCGAUUCGCCCAUGACAGAUGCGCUCCCCGCCGAAGUCGACGCCGUCUCCGCUAUCGCCGCCGCCACUACGGCUUGUUUCGCUGUAGGAACCGCCGAUUCUACAGGUUUCACCACAUCUGGGUUCGUCCAUCAAAGCAACUACAGUCAAUACACCUCGAAUACAUAUGCCCAUGUCUACAACUCUGAAUCAGAACCCCUCGAGCCCGAUUCUAAUUCAGAGUCCGACUUAGAUCAAGAUCAAAACCAGGAGGAGGGAGACGAUAUUGACUUGGACGUUUCUAUCCAUGCCCCCCAACCAGAAGAUCCUUGGACCUCUCCUACACAUCUUGACUUGCUCCCCGACUAUAAUACACAUUACCAUAACCUUGACUAUGACCCUGAAAUGAGCGAUAGUGAAGGAGGAGCCCCCUUGAACGACGACACUUUCAGCGAACCUCAACAUCAAACAGACAAUCAACAUUCUCUUCCACAGGAGAACAAUGAAGAGACGGUCUCCGUCACAACCCCAUUCAAUCAUAUCCUACAACCCUCCACCGUAGCUGAUAUCGAUCUAAUUAUGGACGCCGUUCCACCACCAGCACCAUGGGACACCAUGCCUGGCGAUAACAUGACCGAGCCGCCUCAGGCUCAAGCCCCCGAGCCAGCAAGUCCAAUUGGGCUUCCCUUUAUCAGCAACCCUAAUCCGGCUAUGUUUGGGUCCGAAAACUUGGGCCUGGUUGAUUUUCUAAGACACUGGGCAUAUCAGGCCCGAUUUGCUUCAUCGUCCCUUGCGCCACGGUUGAACGCACCCUGCCCGGAAGAUAUCCGCCGUCAAGCACAGGAAACCCCUCGUGAGAUCCGGUACGAUGACCUUCUUGGUGAUCGAUAUGAUAUGCAGGGCUUGGACUGGAAUUCCAUGAAUACCACUCGGAGGUAUGCGCGUCAGAGACGCAAUGACACUUUCAAGAAUUACGUCAACAAGGACGGCUCGGAUAGAUGGAGUCCUCACAUGGUUGACGUUGACAUCCCAUCUUCGGAGAGUUUUAUGAGAUUCAAGAGAUACAUCGUUCGCCGAGAUGUCUACCUUGCUCAUUUUCAGCUUCGCAGUGUCUUAGCUUGUCCAUCGACCUCACAAGUCUACUACCCCCGUAACGAAGGAGUCACCCGUAUCAACCUCACUUCAGGGCAAACUGAGGUUGCACUUCACAACAAUUAUAUGACUGGUCUUGGGACUCUUAUUUCUACCCUUGACGCAAACCACGGCGCCAUGUUCGCAGGAACCUUUAACGGGGAGUACUAUCUCAAAAGCUUGGAUUCCAAUGAUAAAAAGGAUUACUCUGAAGGCACUAUCACUGAACACCUAGGAGGUAUCACCAAUCAUGUUCAAAUUCACAAGCCUCGGCAGUCCUCCGCACCUGUCGCUGCCAUCUCUAGCAACGACCAUGGGUUUCGUCUUCUGGAUCUCAAUACACAGCAAUUCGUGAUGCAGAGUAGGUAUCGAUUUCCACUCAACUGCUCACGCAUCUCUCCCGAUGGUCGACUGAGAGUCAUGGUUGGGGACGACUUCAAAGCUCUCAUCACUGAUGCCAUCACUGGUGAGAUUCAGCAAGAAUUAUCCGGGCAUCGUGAUUAUGGCUUUUCUUGCGACUGGUCUGAUGAUGGCUGGACAGUAGCUACCGGUUUUCAAGACAAGGGUGUCAAGAUUUGGGAUGCUCGCCGCUGGUGUGAUUCGAGGGGAGUAAGCACCCCGUUAUGCACUAUCCGGUCUGAGAUGGCAGGAGUACGAAAUUUGCGCUUCUCCCCAGUUGGAAGCGGCGAAAGGGUGCUCGUCGCUGCAGAAGAGGCCGACUACGUCAACAUCAUCAACGCUCAAACAUUUGGCAAGAAGCAAACUGUCGACAUUUUUGGCGAGAUUGGCGGCAUUGCUUUCACAAAUGAUGGACAAGACCUCAAUGUGCUAGUGAGCGACAGAGAUCGUGGUGGUCUCCUCCAGCUCGAACGAUCUGGCCUUGGACCCGAGCCUUACUUCCGCAAUUCCUGGCGCCGCUAUCACGAUCAUGCAACAGAUCAAUGGCGUUAUCGAAGUGACGAAUAUUCACAUCUUGGUGAGCCCUGCCAACGCAGACAAAUAUCAACAGAUGCUUUGCCUAUCUUCUAA
Molecule: messenger RNA, 2424 nt
Organism: Fusarium venenatum
Lineage: Eukaryota; Fungi; Ascomycota; Sordariomycetes; Hypocreales; Nectriaceae
Molecular function (GO): protein binding
Source: RefSeq, a predicted model, not a curated record